AUGUACUGUCUCAGUUCACUCCUGGCGGUUUCCUUAGUCGCCUUUCUCAUAGUAGACGUAAGUCCUCGCGGGCUGGGGAGAGCUGUGACGCGUCACUAUUUAAGCUCACUGAACCCCCCAGUCAAGCCGGAAGAGAAUACCGGAUACCCUAAUGCGGAACUUUGGAAUGCAGCCCACCCCAGCUCAAAUGAUCCGCUUGGAAGUCAAUCUAGUCCCUUACCAUCCGGAAAAGCAGGAACAACCGUGCCAAUGCAGGAGUUGCCCCUGGAAACCGACCCGCUGUUUCGAUUCAAGGGGAUAAAUCUCUGCACAACAGAGUACUUCUUGCCACUCAUCCUUCUUGGAUACUCCAGCUUGCUGACAAACGGGUUUCUGCCAGCGUUUCAAUCCUACUCUUCUGCCUCCUAUGACAGUUUGACAUAUCACCUGGCAGUGACCUUGUCUGGGUUGAUAUGUGCUUUGCUGACUGUGGUGGUCACAUACGUGGUGAAUCGAAGGAAAGUGCUGCAGCGCACCUCUAACAGUCGUUCUUUUGCAAAACCGAUGAUAGACGAAACCGACUGGGCGAGCGCGGCUUACGUUCGUCGGGCGCAAUUUCUUUGGUUGCUCAUGGCGGCAUUGGCGAGCUGUCCUGCGGCCUAUGUGAUGUUUCUUGCUUCCACAAGUCCAAACCCACCACAACUUGCUGGUCUUGGUCCGGUUUUGGCCGUGGUCGCGUGGAUCCUUGUUCGCUCUGGUUUCAGCGCUCUUCGCACUUGGCUAUGGCUCCAUCUGUCUAGCAGAAGUCAUCGACCAAUGGCCCUACGGUUCGCUGGCCUAGCCACUCAGCUUGGUGCUCUGUUGGGUGCUAUUGCGAGCUAUCUGAUGGUCGUACACUUUCAACUUUUCAAAUCAAAGUCCUUCUGCUGA
Molecule: messenger RNA, 909 nt
Organism: Dicrocoelium dendriticum
Lineage: Eukaryota; Metazoa; Platyhelminthes; Trematoda; Plagiorchiida; Dicrocoeliidae
Source: the annotation of a GenBank genome assembly